AUGGCGGCAUCGGCCGCAACGUACAAGGAGCGGCAAUUCCUUGCUGUCAUUGGUGAUGAAGACUCUGUCACUGGUCUUUUGCUCGCAGGCAUCGGGCAUGUCACCCAACCACCAGACUCUCAGAGAAACUUCCUCGUCGUUGAUUCCAAGACCGAGACCUCGGAGAUUGAACGGGCCUUCCAGAACUUCACCCAGGAGAGAAAAGACAUUGCUGUGCUCUUGAUUAACCAGCAUAUCGCAGAGCGCAUCCGCCAUAGCGUCGACGCAUUCGCCGACCCCUUUCCAGCUGUCCUCGAAAUCCCUAGCAAAGACCACCCCUACGACCCGGAGAAGGAUAGUGUCCUCAAGCGUGUCCGCCGUCUGUUUGGAGAGUAG
This is a messenger RNA of Penicillium crustosum, 375 nucleotides long. Its product is annotated as H(+)-transporting V1 sector ATPase subunit F. Gene Ontology annotation, biological process: proton transmembrane transport. The transcript has 5 exons. Bases 1 to 375 code for a protein of 124 amino acids. The record is from RefSeq and is a predicted model, not a curated record. Lineage: Eukaryota; Fungi; Ascomycota; Eurotiomycetes; Eurotiales; Aspergillaceae. Gene Ontology annotation, cellular component: proton-transporting V-type ATPase, V1 domain; fungal-type vacuole membrane. Gene Ontology annotation, molecular function: proton-transporting ATPase activity, rotational mechanism.